GUUUGUGUUUUCUGUUUUUUUCCAGUUGUGGUUGUACAUCUGUUUACACAACACCACUGCAACCACAACAGCAACAAAAUGAUACUAAACGGGGCCUAAAAUACCAAUGUUUAAAGUCUAAACUAUAAAGUCGAAAGUUUGUCUUUAACUCUUAUCCAUGACCCCGCGAUCGGUCACUGACUCACACACGUGUCACGGGUGCCACCACCACUUCUCCCUCGCUUUUCUGGGGUUUCCGUUACUUGCCAUCGUCGCCGCCAUUUCUCCUUCAAUCAACAGCGUCCUGCCCAUUCAAUUUUGAAUUCCCGACGCCGGCUUUCGCUUGUGCUCUCAGCCAUGUGAGUCGCACUCAGCCGCGCAGAACCUCCUCCGCCGAAGCUCGAGGCCGGGAAUCCUAAUUCCACAUGUUCCCGCUGAGAAAUCCCGGUGCUCUGACUGCCGCAUCGUUCCCACAGCCAUGGCGGACUACUUCCCCCUUCGUCCCUCUCUCUCGAGAAUUCAACACAACCGCUGCGCCGCUCCCACUCCUCCUCCGUUGUUCUGCGAAAGUGGAGGAGUUAUCAAUGGAAGAUGGGACUAGGCGAGUCGUCAAUAGCACGUUGGCGUUGACUACGGGAGACAGUUUCAGAAGGUUGCUUCCGAGGAUUCGAGAAGAAGAAGGAGAGGAGGAGGAGGAGCCGCAGAAGCAGGAGGAUGGGGAUGAGGGAGACGAAGAAGACGAGAAAGGGAUUUCGAGAAUACGAGUGCCGAGGCAGAAGUACAUUCCGGUUCCGAAGGCCGAGCUAUUGGAUGCCAUUCUUCUCAAGUUCUUCGACUCCAAGGAGGACGCUGAUCAGUUUCUCAACCUCUCUUCGUGCCUGGAUUCCAUCCUCCAUGCUGAACACAAGAACAUUUUGGAAGAGAUGCGAGUCGACUAUUCCGUUCUUGAUUCCGUUGGCAGCAACGAGGGAACGGCUGAGGAAGGAUCUUCUGGCGGAGCUGAAGAACUCAAUAGUGUUAACGGAGAAGGUGUUAAUUUUGUUGUUGAUGACGGAAUCAAUGGAAGUGAGAGUUAUGGGAAGUUGUGGGAAGAGGCUAAAGCAAAGUAUUUCAAGUCUGGUCUAGAUUUCAAGAAUCUUUUGGGCUACUCGGAAGGAAAUGGAAGGAGAUAUAAGCCAGGGAGUUCUAGACUUGCAGUUGCAACGCGUUUCCAGCGCGCUUUCAUGCAGCUUCUCGACAAUGCACAGUUUCAGGAACUAUCAGCCAGUGAUUUGAUUUUGACAUCGGCUUUGAACUCUGAUUACCUCCUCACUUUACCAAUAUAUGUGGACUGGAAGAAAGCAUCUGAAUCCAAUGCCAUAAUUUUCAGGAGGGGUUAUGCUACUGAGAGAGAGAAAGGUUUGCUGAUUGGUGAAAAGUUGGAUUAUAUACAGUCCAGACUUCUUCAAAAGAUCUUCUUCAUUGCCUCAAAGCCCUUGGGAAAAGUUGGCAAAUGGAUAAAACAGGCAGUCACAGAUGCUUCUGAAACUCAAGAGGUGCAUCAUUGGCUUAAGAGAAUGACACUCUGGGUAGAGGAACUAUCUUCUUUAAGGAGUUCAAUCAUCGCCAGAUAUCAAGCUUCUGAUGAUCCACAAGGACCAAAUGAACUUUCAGAUAAUGAUCUUCCAAUUUGGCUGGCUGCACAGAGGGCAGUAAGUCGUUAUGAAGGGUUUCUAUCUCCUAGUGGGCCCAGGGAAAGGCUUUUCCGGAGACUUCUUACCUGGACAGGGCUUGUACCUCCAGUACCAGAAAUGUCAUUUGAACAUGGCAGUGAAAGCAAUGCUUCUGAAUCGCAUCUAAGGCCAAUCUUCUUGUCAAGGAUAUCACUUAGUGAUAUAUGGAAGCCUGCUAGUAGAAAAUUCUGCGGAAACAAUCUGUGGAAAAUGUCAAAGAAAGCUUUCUCCAUUCUUCUCUCACAGUCAGUCCUCCAGGAGCCUGCGUUUGAAGAAUUGAUAUUGCUGUAUACUGAGGAUGAAAGUGGGAGAGAUGCUACUUACAAGGAUGAGGUUGCAUCACUGCGAUUGAAGAUAUAUGAGAGAAUUCCGAUUCCUGACCUACUCGUUGUUUUCCCUCACAAGAAGCUCUCCUUCCGUAUACUAGACACGGUUCGUUUGGAUGCCGCGGCAAUAUUGGGACUUUCAGCAUACUUCAUAAACUACAAGUUUGUGAACCUAUCAUCUUCCCCGUCAGCGUUUGUACUUGAUGUUAUAGCCAUCACUGCUCUGAUAGUAUCCGUGUCCCGUGUGGUAUUAGGUUACAAACAAACCUGGGACCGGUAUCAACUACUUGUCAACAGGACCCUUUAUGAGAAAACACUGGCCAGCGGAUUUGGCUCUGUUCAUUUUCUUCUGGACGCUUCUGAACAGCAACAGUACAAGGAAGCUAUUUUAAGCUAUGCGAUCCUACUCAAAGCAAAGAGUGGCCAGGCCACUUGCAUUAGGAGUGUUGGAGAGGAAUGCGAGCGUUUCGUAUACAAUGCUUUCGCAGUAAAAGUGGAGAUGCCUGUGGAGAAAGCAGUGAAGACGUUGCUAAGGCUAGGACUGAUCGCGGAAUCACCUGGCUCCCAACCUGAUGGAACGAGCAACAAGGUUGAGGCUGUCCCCUGCAGGGAGGCAUAUGAGGCACUUAAACAACGUUGGAAUGAGUUGCUUGCUUCACACGACAUAGCUUAAUCCCAAAUUUCCCCAAGUUAAACAUCGGAUGUAUAGCCUAGUUUGGUCGUUUUGUAAAGCUGUUGAUAGAUUACCAGACGGAGAUUUCCUUUGAUCCACCAGGCAAAAAAUGCAGUUCUCAAAUUCUGAAGAAGUCAUCAAAUGAAGGUCCAUAAAAAUCACGUCCACCACCCUGAAUCCAAACUCCGAAAUCAUACUCUUACACCAAUUGUAUAAAUCGGGUAACUCAAUCAGUACGAUAUUGUCCGCUUUAAACCAAACAUGCACGAAUUUACUUUUGGGUUAUUUUCUAAAAGGUCUCGUACUACUUGGAUUAAUUGUACACUAGUAUUGGAUUUCCGUAUUUUGAAGUGAAAUUGUCGACUCAAUGAGUUGGUUACUCUAGCGUUUGUCCAUCAUUUUGUAGGGUUUGUUAGCGAUCAAAGGUACCAAGAGUCUCUGUUAUAAACGUGUUGCUACGGAUCGGGAAAUUGCCGGAAUCGAUAAAGCAAGAAUACGAAAGCGAGAAUCGAAAAACACAGACACACGAUUUACGUGGUUCACUAACACGAUGUGUGUUAGCUAGUCCACGGGCGAGAGAGAGCCAGUUUCACUAUAUUGAAGAGAUUACAGAUUACAGAGGAGUAUGAGAAGUAUUUAUAGUAUUUCUCCAUGUGGGUCUAAACCUAAUCCAAUAUGGCAAAGUAAACGGUUAUAGACCAGACCCAGAACUCGAACCCAAAUAACAUUGAGCACAUACCAGUCGUAACGGCUGAUAGUUCGAUUCAAGUCACAUCAACCGUCUCUAUUCUUUUUAAUGGCUUUGGGGACAUUGGUAAGGAUAAACAACUUCUUCGCUUUAGGGAAGUUUGACAGAGGUAUGAAUGAUCCAUUUUUUAUUAUUAAUUUUGGUGGUGAUUCACAAUUGCUGUUGAAACGAGUUAUGGCCUAAAACGUGAUGGAUGACUUACGAAACAUCUUUGAAAGAAAUUUGCCUCUUGAUUUCUAGCUUUACAAUUCUCACCGUCACCGAUAUUUUUACACCUCGAUGCUUCAAUAAAACUGCUAAUUUAGU
Messenger RNA from Linum trigynum, 3744 nucleotides. The record is from the annotation of a GenBank genome assembly. Lineage: Eukaryota; Viridiplantae; Streptophyta; Magnoliopsida; Malpighiales; Linaceae.